AUGACGUUGACAAAUAACAUUCUUAGCACAGGACAACAGGUAUGGCUUCAAAAAAUGGGGGGUGCAAAAAAUCCAGCAAGUAUAUUCAGUGAUAAUAUCAUUAAGGAGGAGCAAUCCCAAAUUCAGAAGUCCUCUUUUGAAACAAGUGCUAGUGCUACCAAAACAGAAACGACAGAGGAGAAGUUGACCUCAGAGGGACUCCGGCCUGGUGAAAGGUUGAUAAAAGAGCAAGAGGCAAGGAGGAGACAACAAAGAGAGGAAGAGAGGAGAAAAGCUGAAGAGGCAGCUUUUAAUGCAGCUCAAAAAAUGCAACUUGAGAAAGAAACCAUUUUGGUUCAGAGGGAAAGCGGGGCUCAAGCUGAGUCAAGUGAUUCCAACAGUGGAAACAGUAAUUCUUUGACUGGGGUUACAAAUUCAUCCAGCAAUGAGAAUCGUGCUGUGGAUGGUGAUUUUUACAAGGAGGAUCAGAAAACUUCCAUUCUUAAAAUGAAAAGCACUGAGCUUCCAGCAAAUAGUAAAGACGUGUCGGGUGAUCAACGUCUCCAUAGGAAUCCAGAGCAG
Messenger RNA from Thlaspi arvense, 561 nucleotides. NCBI's taxonomy places the organism in Eukaryota, Viridiplantae, Streptophyta, Magnoliopsida, Brassicales, Brassicaceae. The record is from the annotation of a GenBank genome assembly.